Molecule: messenger RNA, 954 nt
Organism: Malassezia japonica
Lineage: Eukaryota; Fungi; Basidiomycota; Malasseziomycetes; Malasseziales; Malasseziaceae
Exons: 3
Coding region: 1-954 (317 amino acids)
Molecular function (GO): phosphatidylinositol binding
Source: RefSeq, a predicted model, not a curated record
AUGACGUCGCUGCCGGCAGAGAUCGAGCAGGCGGCGCGGGAGCCUCAGCGUUUGCCGACGCUGCGUGCGUCUGCACAGCGGUCAGGAGCAAGGCGGGAUGCGGCCGCAGCGCCGCCGCCAACUCCUGCGCCUGUGCCGCCCCGGCGAGGGCCCCAGCGUAACCCAGAGUUUUCCGAGACGUCGCGCCUGGUCGUGCUGCGCGACGACCAUGAGCCGGUGGCCGGCCCCAGCCGCCUCCCUGAGCAAGGGCAAGAGGCUCCGAAGCAGAUGCCGGUCCGCCGCGACUGGAGCAGUCUGCCGCUGAACGAUGCGCCUGGAUGGCCCGCGUCGACGCCGCCGAAGCCGUCGCGGCACGCUGCGUUUCACGAUAGUAUCCAGCGCGACUUUGAGGCACGCUCGCAGUUCUUUCAGAACCACGACCGGAGGCUUGCCUCGCCGCCACGGCUUGUUUCUUCCGAAAAUACGCCGCCAGCCUUUUUCUCCGAGGCGUUUCCCCACAUUAACGUGCAGGAUGCGCAAAGUGUGCACGAGACGGAGGACCCAGAGAUCGCUGCUCCCUGGCCCUUUGCCCAGCGCCCCCCUCCCCCCCCGUCGCGUUCGCCUGUAUUUGCUACUGAUGUGCAUGUGCGUGGCUGGCAGCGCAUUGGGUCGUAUGCCCGGGGCUAUGUCGUUUUUGAUGUAUACGUAAAGGCCAAAUCGCAGGGCCAUUCGCUCCCGUCGCACAAGCGGUACAAUUCGUUUGCCGCGCUUGCCGAGCGGCUGUGUACCGAGGUGCCCGAGCACGCCGAGCACCUGCCGCCGCUUCCUCCGCGGCACAAAGGCAUCCUGCACAAGUACCUGCCCUCGUUCCUCGAGCAGCGGCGGCGGGCGCUGCAGCACUGGCUCAGCGCGACGCUGCUCGACCCCCGGUGGGGCGGUACACGCGCCUAUCGUGAAUGGGUGCUCGAACGGUAG